UUCGGGUUAGUGGGUUUCGUUCGUGGUUCCGACCACGACUCCUCCUGCUCCGUCUCCGGCCUCGGCGUGGUGUUCAAGGCGACCACGGGAGAUCCAGAGGCCAGAGCCAAGCCUGAGCCACCGUUAGCGCCUCGCUUCCUUCCGCUCCCGCUCCCGCCCCCGCUUGAAAGAUGGGGAGGAUACCAUCUCUGAAGAACUUCAAUGCGUUUCCGCAUGCGGAAGACCACUUGUUGAAGAAGACUUACUCCGGUGCCAUAGUGACGAUUUUUGGGCUAAUUAUAAUGUUUACACUCUUCGUGCACGAGCUGAAGUUUUAUCUCACAACCUACACUAUGCAUCAGAUGUCUGUAGAUCUGAAACGAGGAGAAACUCUGCCAAUUCAUAUAAAUAUGUCAUUUCCUUCUUUACCGUGCGAAGUAUUGAGUGUGGAUGCGAUUGACAUGUCUGGCAAACAUGAGGUUGACUUGCAUACAAAUAUUUGGAAGCUUCGCCUGGAUAAGUAUGGCACCAUCAUUGGUACCGAGUACUUGUCCGAUCUAGUUGAAAAAGAGCAUGGGGCUCACCAUCAUGACAAUGGCCAUGAGCAUCAUGAUGAAGAAAAGAAGCCCGAGCACACCUUCAACGAAGAUGCAGAUAAAAUGGUUAAGAGUGUCAGACAAGCACUGGAAAAUGGUGAAGGAUGCCGAGUAUAUGGUAUGUUGGACGUGCAGAGGGUUGCUGGUAACUUCCAUAUAUCGGUGCAUGGUUUAAACAUUUAUGUCGCAGAGAAGAUUUUUGAAGGGUCAAGCCAUGUCAACGUCAGUCACGUUAUACAUGAACUGUCCUUUGGUCCGAAAUACCCUGGAAUUCAUAAUCCACUGGAUGAUACUACAAGGAUACUCCAUGAUGCAAGUGGGACAUUCAAAUACUAUAUCAAGGUUGUCCCAACCGAAUACAGAUACCUCUCAAAGCAAGUAUUGCCAACAAAUCAGUUUUCCGUUACAGAGUAUUUUGUUCCCAUUCGCCCAGCUGAUAGAUCCUGGCCAGCUGUUUACUUCCUGUAUGAUCUCUCACCAAUCACAGUCACCAUCAAAGAAGAAAGACGUAACUUCCUACAUUUCAUAACUCGCCUGUGUGCAGUUCUUGGGGGUACAUUUGCAAUGACAGGAAUGCUUGACCGAUGGAUGUACCGGAUUAUCGAAUCUGUCAGUAGUUCAAAACCCAGAAGUGUAUUGCGAUAGUUGUGCAUCGCAUGCCGAACGAAGGAAACUACUUGUGUCAAGUCAGUCAUACAGCGUGUUGUCUCAACUAACUGAUCAAAGCACGGUCACUCCCCUCUGUGGAUGUCAUGUUUUGUAUGCGACAUGCAUCUAUAACUCAAAAUUAUGUUUUAGUCUUAUGAUUACUCAUGUUAGAUUGGCAUUGGUGCAAGUAUGCAGUUUUGUUAUGAACCGAUGCACUGAGGUACCGUUGGUGUCAUGUUUCUGGGGAGCAAACGUUGUGAUACCUUAACUGUGCCAUAGAAAGAUAUGUCCCCAAUGUGAGCAAUAGUGCAAAAAAGUAUACUGCGAUACUUGGAAUUAUAA
Brachypodium distachyon (stiff brome) is the source of this 1565-nucleotide messenger RNA. RefSeq names its product endoplasmic reticulum-Golgi intermediate compartment protein 3. The record is from RefSeq and is a predicted model, not a curated record. Gene Ontology annotation, cellular component: COPII-coated ER to Golgi transport vesicle; endoplasmic reticulum. NCBI's taxonomy places the organism in Eukaryota, Viridiplantae, Streptophyta, Magnoliopsida, Poales, Poaceae. The transcript is spliced from 12 exons. The coding region runs from base 171 to 1220 and encodes 349 amino acids.